UCGUGGGGGCGUCUGUUCCCCCAUCGCCAGGAAAAAAAAAAAGGGAAUCUCUCCUUUUCGAUGCUGUGUUGCUCUCCCUCGGCUCUCUCUCGCUUCAUUUACUUGAGAAAUCUCUCGCACUCCGCCUCCCUCCGGCUCUCCAAACCCCUCUCGUCUCUCUCUCAAAGGACCCUCUUCUUCUCCCCUUCGAGGAUCUCUUCUUCUCCUUCGCGGCAUCUCCGUGGGGUCAGCUUCCUUUCUCCUGUUUCUUCUUCGUCGGCGGCGCCUCCCGUGUGCUGUAGAUUCGCUUCCGAGAUGGCCGGCAACUCCUCUCAGGCCACCCAAACCGUCCAUGACUUCACUGUGAAGGAUGCCAGGGGAAAUGAUGUGAACCUCGGCACUUACAAGGGAAAGGUUCUGCUGAUUGUGAAUGUGGCAUCUCAAUGUGGCCUGACUAACUCAAAUUACACAGAACUGACUGCACUGUAUGAGAAGUACAAAGACAAGGGUCUGGAGAUUCUGGCUUUUCCAUGCAAUCAGUUUGGAGCACAAGAACCAGGAAGCAAUGAGCAGAUCCUUGAGUUUGCCUGCACUCGAUUCAAAGCUGAGUACCCAAUUUUUGACAAGGUUGAUGUAAAUGGGGACAAUGCUGCACCUAUCUACAAGUUCCUGAAAUCCAGCAAAGGUGGUCUCUUUGGAGAGAGCAUUAAGUGGAAUUUCUCGAAGUUCUUGGUGGAUAAGGAAGGGCAUGUGGUGGACCGUUAUGCCCCAACUACUUCCCCUCUGAGCAUUGAGAAGGAUGUCAAGAAGCUGCUGGGACUUAACUAAAUUUCACUUGUGUGGAGCCAUUUGCCAGGGUGGUGUUCAAUUUUAGGCUUCGUUUGCAUGCUUAAUGCUUCAGUGAGUAUAAAUAAAACCGUUCAGGUUGUUUGUGUUUGGCUGUGACGCUUGACAAGUGUUUCUGAGUGCGUAGGCGAGAUGAUAUUUGUGUCAUAAGACUGUUGCUUGGGUUCUUUAGUUUAAUAAAUGCACUGUAUUUGAGGAAAAUAUAUGCUUAAUUUAUCCCUUUA
Molecule: messenger RNA, 1049 nt
Organism: Elaeis guineensis (African oil palm)
Lineage: Eukaryota; Viridiplantae; Streptophyta; Magnoliopsida; Arecales; Arecaceae
Product: probable phospholipid hydroperoxide glutathione peroxidase
Biological process (GO): response to oxidative stress
Cellular component (GO): cytosol
Molecular function (GO): peroxidase activity
Source: RefSeq, a predicted model, not a curated record